Messenger RNA from Rhopalosiphum maidis (corn leaf aphid), 896 nucleotides. Its product is annotated as pre-mRNA-splicing factor SPF27-like. The transcript is spliced from 6 exons. Lineage: Eukaryota; Metazoa; Arthropoda; Insecta; Hemiptera; Aphididae. The coding region runs from base 184 to 831 and encodes 215 amino acids. Gene Ontology annotation, biological process: mRNA processing. Gene Ontology annotation, cellular component: Prp19 complex; precatalytic spliceosome; catalytic step 2 spliceosome. The record is from RefSeq and is a predicted model, not a curated record.
CCACAACAUUCCGUUACAAUUUUUUUUUACUCUUAUUUAAAUGUUAGUAUGUAUUAAUCGUGUUUACGUGUUUUAUCGAAACUUCCAUAGUGCCAGUGAAAACUAUCGUUUCUCUCUCAGUUGUGUAUGCUAAAAAGCCUUAUUGCCUUUGGAUAAAAAUUAAGUAAUACCAGGAUUUCAACAAUGGCCAGUGAAAUUAAUGUUGAUGCUCUCCCGUGUAUUGAUCAAGGGUAUGACGAUUCAAGCAUUCUUGAAGUUGCGAUUAGUAUGGUAGAAGAUGAAAAACGUAAUUACAGGCCAUCGAAAAACUAUCUUGAACAUUUGCCAGCACUCAAUAUAUCAGUGUUUGAAACAGAAAUGAUGCGCGCAGAGUUUGAUAGACUAGAGAGGCAUUUACCUGUGAAAAUAAUGAAUAUGAAACGCUAUGAGCUACUUCCACCGCCAGCUGGACAACUUGCAGAUAUGUCUGCUUGGAAUGAUUGCUUAGAAAAUUCAAUGGCUCAACUUAAAAAUCAAGCUACAAGAAUUACAAACCUAAGACUGAUGACGGAUUAUGAUAUAGAUGCUUGGGAAUCUUAUUUAGAAGUUAUAAUAAAAUGUAUUACUGCUUUGCAGACACAAGUAACUAAAUUGAAAAAACUUAUUAAAAAAAUUAAUUUCCAACAAUUGAAUGUGCAGUUGCAAAUAACUGAACAAUCACGAGAAUUAAAAGCCAAUUGGGUAGCAUUGGUAAACAAGUAUUAUGAAAUAGAAUUGGCAUGUGCUAAUUUGGAAAAACAAAUAAGAACUUAUGAAUCAGCCAAACCACAAAGAAUGAAUACAGCAGAUUAAAAAAUGUUAUUUUAACUUUUUUCAUAAAUAUGAAUAACAAUAUUCUCAUUUACUAUUUUUUCACA